UUUCAUUUUAUUCUCUUUUUCCAUCUUUUUUUCUUUUCGCUUCCUUUUCUUUUCAUUUCAUUCUCUGUUUCGGAGAACUGCGGGGAAGGAUGGCACCUGAGAGAGAUUGGAGGGGUUGAUUAGGUUCCGGUAGGGAUCUUGUGCUAGUUGUGGUGGUGUGAGUUGGUCCCUUGAGGUUUUGAGAGCUUAAUCCUGGUAGAAAUAUGAUAUCCUGUAGAGUAGGGUUUGGGGAUUUUUCAUGGAAGCAAUUUUCAAUUCGCUAAAGGGAAAAAAAAAAAGGUUCCUGCGCAUAGGGGAGUUCAGAAGCCGCCGCGUGUCGCGAAGGGAGGCUCUGAACUCCCCUUUCAUCUAUUGUAUAGAUGUAUCGGAUUAGAACUCCUGGUUUCUCGACGCCGCUACUUCGCUGUUCCCUUCUGCUAUACCUUCUACAUUCUCCCCAUCAGAUCCCGCAGCUCCACGCCUCGCAACAAUAUAAACCAAGGUUCAUGGCUGAGACUGUAAAACAAGGUCAAAGUAAAUCUGAUUUUCUUCCUGAGAAGCAAAAUAUUUUGUACGAUGAUGGAAUGAAAAGGAAAGCUGAAAAUUCAAGAGCUAGAAAGAAAAAACGAUCUCGAAAAGACUUGGACGGUGUUGAAAAGCGUGGGGUUUGUUAUUUGAGCCGGGUUGCACCUCACAUGGAUCCAUCACAUAUCCGUCAAAUCCUCUCUCAAUAUGGAGAUAUACAACGCAUAUAUCUGGUUCCAGAAGAUCCUACAGCUCAAGUUCAACGCAAGCAGGCUGGUGGUUUUCGGGGAAAAGAGUUUUCUGAAGGGUGGGUUGAGUUUACAAAGAAAAGUGUUGCCAAGAGGGUUGCAAAUAUGCUAAAUGGUGAACAGAUAGGUGGGAAGAGGAGGUCAUCAUUCUAUUAUGACAUUUGGAACAUCAAGUAUCUAAGUAAAUUCAAAUGGGAUGACUUGAUUAGUGAGAUAGCUGAGAAGAAUCGUGUUCGGGAACAAAAGCUAAGCUUGGAGAUAUCUGCUGCAAAGAGGGAGCGUGACUUUUACAUGUCGAAAGUUGAACAGUCUCAUGCUCUGAAACAUAUGCAAGAGCGUAGAAAGAAGAAGCAGAAGGCUGAAGGUUCAGAAUCUGGUGAUAUGCUGGAACCCAAGGUCAUUCGCCAAUUUCAUCAAAACCGGCCGGUUGCUGACAGUAGUGUUCCAAGUAAACCAAGGCUGUCAAAAGACAUUUUAUCAGGGGUAUUUAGCGGUGGUUCAAAAUGAUUUUUGUAGCUAGCUAUUUUGGAAGAAAAAUUAUCGCUAACAAUUUCCAGGAGGAAGCAGUGUUGUUGCAUGUGAAUUGGCUUAUGAGCAAUCUUCAGGAAUUGGAGAUUUCAGCAAUCAAUGGUCAUCUCAAAGACAUUGGUUUCGGUAGUGGCGGCAUUGACAUGAUGAGAAAAUGUAAAACCCCAAAGAUUGGGUAAAAUGAACUUUUCUAUGUAUAGUUUGUGCUAUCAUUGAAGUGAACAAAGCCUAUCGUCUCUUCUUUCUUUCAAAUGAAAUAAUGCUGAAUUAAAUGAGCAAUGACUGACAAGGAAUACAGCCAGAACAAUUAUCAGAUGAAGCAUGAUGUCCAAUGUGGUUGGUCUUGCACCAC
Elaeis guineensis (African oil palm) is the source of this 1632-nucleotide messenger RNA. Its product is annotated as pre-rRNA-processing protein ESF2. The record is from RefSeq and is a predicted model, not a curated record. Gene Ontology annotation, molecular function: RNA binding. Gene Ontology annotation, biological process: endonucleolytic cleavage in 5'-ETS of tricistronic rRNA transcript (SSU-rRNA, 5.8S rRNA, LSU-rRNA); endonucleolytic cleavage in ITS1 to separate SSU-rRNA from 5.8S rRNA and LSU-rRNA from tricistronic rRNA transcript (SSU-rRNA, 5.8S rRNA, LSU-rRNA); endonucleolytic cleavage to generate mature 5'-end of SSU-rRNA from (SSU-rRNA, 5.8S rRNA, LSU-rRNA). Gene Ontology annotation, cellular component: nucleolus. NCBI's taxonomy places the organism in Eukaryota, Viridiplantae, Streptophyta, Magnoliopsida, Arecales, Arecaceae.